AUGGAUAAUAGAGAAAUUGAAGAUUCAAACAAACAGAAUGAUGUAGUCAAAUAACAUAAAUCUACUGCUAGUUAGGCUUAUUUCAAUUUUAUUAAAUCGAAUUUAGGAAUAGGUAAUUUAAUUUAUUAUACAUACUAAGGUGUCAUUGUUCUCCCUUUCGUCACUUAUUAAGUUGGCUUCCUUUGGUCAAUCGUUUUAUUCAUUCCUAUUGCAUUUAGUUGUUUAAAGUAAAUCGCUUAUCUAAAAUUAUGAUAGAUCCAGUCAAUAGAUGAUUUAAAUUGCAGAUGAUAUGAAUACAGAUAAUAUACUCUAUGCAGAUAUUAUAAGAUAGACUUUGGGAUCUAUUUGGGCACAUAUUUUGGAUAUUGCCAUAAUUUUGCAAUUAAUCGGACUUUGUAUAGCCUAUCUAAUUUUUCUAACAGAAUCCUUAGCAUAGUCUUUACUCUAAAUAGGCAUUCAAAUGAGCAAAUUAUAAUGCUUGUUAAUCACAUUAUUUAUAGUGAUUCCAUUAUCAUUUGUAAGAAAAAUUCAUUUUUUCCAUUCAACAAGUAAAUAUGGGUUUUAUUGUGCUUUGGCUUCAUUCUGUAUCAUAUUAUAUGAUUGUUAAAACAGGCUCUCAUUUGGAAACAUUCAAUUUUCAAAUUUGAUAAACUUCAAAAGUAAUUAUUUAAUUAAUAAAUUAGAAACUUUUAAUUAUGUUGGAGUAGCAAUUCUUUGUUGUGAAGGAAUAUUUACAGUUUUGCCAAUAAGAGAUAGUAUGAAGAAUAAAUUUGAAUUUAAAUCAGUUGCUGCCUAAAGUUUAAUAACUGCAUUUGGAAUUUCAAUAUUUUUAUCACUUAUUAGUUCCUCAACCUAUUAAUCAGACACUCAAUCAAUUGUGUUAUUUAGUAUUUAAGUAUUUUUUGGUAAUUAUAAUAGAACCCAAUCUUAGAAGUGAUUUCGUUGAUUUUAUAUUCAAUUAGUUUGCUAUUAACUUUUCCACUUCAGCUUUUUCCAGCUGUUCAAAUCAUUGAAUAAAUGUUUUAAAAGAAAAUGGUAGAAUUUAUCAGCUUCAACGAUAUUGAAGAUAAUUCUAAUUCUUUUGAAGAAUCUCAAAUAUCAAAGAAUGUUGCCUCAACUUGCGAUAAAAUUGAUGAUGUUGUUGUUGAAAAAGAUGAUCAAAUAUUUGAAGAUAGAUUCUUAUAAAUUAUUAUAAGAACUAUGCUGAUGAUCACUAUUUAUUUUGUUGCAUAUUAGGUGCCUCAUCUAUCUCACUUUCUGAAUUUGAUUGGUAGUAUCUUUGGAUCCUUAUUACAAGUAAUAUUUAAUUUUAUGAUUUAGUUCUGUUUUCCUGUAAUUGUUCAUAUAAUCUAUUUCAAAAGCUCCAAAUCAACAAAACUUAUUAUUCAAUACGUAAUCAUAAUGAUAGUUUCACUACUAGCAAUUGUCUUAGGAACAGCAGAAUCCUUAAAAAAUCUACUUUGA
Messenger RNA from Paramecium sonneborni, 1464 nucleotides. The record is from the annotation of a GenBank genome assembly. NCBI's taxonomy places the organism in Eukaryota, Ciliophora, Oligohymenophorea, Peniculida, Parameciidae.